This is a messenger RNA of Centruroides sculpturatus (bark scorpion), 2211 nucleotides long. Its product is annotated as multidrug resistance-associated protein 4-like. Bases 7 to 2211 code for a protein of 734 amino acids. The record is from RefSeq and is a predicted model, not a curated record. Gene Ontology annotation, molecular function: ATP hydrolysis activity; ABC-type transporter activity; ATP binding. Gene Ontology annotation, cellular component: membrane. NCBI's taxonomy places the organism in Eukaryota, Metazoa, Arthropoda, Arachnida, Scorpiones, Buthidae. Gene Ontology annotation, biological process: transmembrane transport. The transcript is spliced from 17 exons.
UAUAAAAUGGAGAAACAGCAAAGUAAUACAUACGAUUCAGCUGGCGUUUUCUCACGUUUGUUUUUUUGUUGGCUUUUUCCAAUAAUAAUUAAAGGAAAAAAGCGACUUUUAAAAGAAGUUGAUUUAUACGAAACUUCCAAAUAUCAUACUUCAGAGUACCUUGGAAAUAAGCUUCAGAAAGAAUGGAAUAAGGAAUUACAGAAGAGUAAUCCAAGCACAGUAAAAGCAAUACUACGAUUCAUUGGGUGGAAAUACUUAAUAGUAAUUCUACUUGUAUUUAUUCAGGAAACUGUCGUAGUUACAAGCAAAGCAUAUAUUUUAGGAUUAAUAAUAUAUUAUUUUGACAACAAAUCGGAGUGGAAUGAACCAAAACUUUAUUUAUUAGCCGCAGGAUUUUGUGGACUAACAGCGAUUUAUUUGUUGACAUUUAAUACUAAUUACUUUAUAUCAGAAGUAUUAGGCAUGAAGUUAAAGGUAGCUUUAUGCACUGUCAUAUACAAUAAGGCAAUUAAUUUAAGUUCUUCUUCUCUGGCAAAAUCGAAUAUAGGACAAAUUGUAAAUCUUCUAGCAAAUGAUGUCAACAAAUUUUAUAGCAAUAUCUUCACUAUUUCAUAUUUAAUCACAAAUCCUUUUUUACUAAUUAUUGCUGUAUUGAUGCUAUGGCAAUACUGCAGAUGGGCCACUUUAGUUGGACUUUCGGUCAUAUUUCUGUACGUUCCGUUACAAAUUAUGUUGGGCAAACUAUACUCAAAAUUGAGAUUGCAGGCAGCUGUAUUGGGAGACGAAAGGUUGAAUCUGUUGAACGAGGUAAUUGCUGGCAUGAGAUUAGUUAAAAUGUACACUUGGGAGUUGCCAUUCGCUUCGUUAAUAGAAAAAAUCAGAAAGAAAGAAAUGAAGAAAGUGAAAAUGUUUCUAUAUACUCGAGGAUUACCAAUAACAUUGGGAUUUCCUGUGUCAAGAAUAUUUACAUGUCUUACUCUCCUUGCUAUAGUUUUGUUUGGUAGCAGUUUAGAUGCCUAUAUUGUGUUUGUCACUAUGUGCCUUUCGAUUUUCAUCUAUGUUGGCACCGUUGUUUUGUUUUCUAAGGCAAUUAAUUUCAUUGCAGAAAUUUGGGUUUCAUUGAAAAGAAUUCAGGACUUUCUUCUUCUUCAAGAAAAAGAAAAUAAUUCAGUCGAAAUUGCAAAUGAAAAGACGAAACUAAAUGAAUGUGGAAUAUGGAUGAAAAAUGUUACGGCUACAUGGAAUAAUAAAAUUGGAUUAACAUUAAAUGGGAUUAAGUUAUGUGUACAACCUGGAGAAUUGUUAGCUGUUAUUGGUUCAGUUGGAUCAGGAAAGACAUCUUUAUUGAUGUCAAUACUAGGAGAGAUUCCUAUUAUUUCUGGAACAGUAUCAGUGAAAGGAAAAAUAUCUUAUUCUUCACAAGAAGCAUGGAUAUUUAACGGAACAAUUAGAGAAAAUAUUAUAUUUGGAGAAGAAUAUCAGGAAGAAAAAUAUAGAAAAGUUUUACACAUAACGACCCUUGAGAAGGACUUUCUUCUUCUUCAAGAAAAAGAAAAUAAUUCAGGCGAAAUUGCAAAUGAAAAGACGAAACUAAAUGAAUGUGGAAUAUGGAUGAAAAAUGUUACGGCUACAUGGAAUAAUAAAAUUGGAUUAACAUUAAAUGGGAUUAAGUUAUGUGUACAACCUGGAGAAUUGUUAGCUGUUAUUGGUUCAGUUGGAUCAGGAAAGACAUCUUUAUUGAUGUCAAUACUAGGAGAGAUUCCUAUUAUUUCUGGAACAGUAUCAGUGAAAGGAAAAAUAUCUUAUUCUUCACAAGAAGCAUGGAUAUUUAACGGAACAAUUAGAGAAAAUAUUAUAUUUGGAGAAGAAUAUCAGGAAGAAAAAUAUAGAAAAGUUUUACACAUAACGACCCUUGAGAAGGAUAUACGCUUAUUUCCUAAAGGAGAUUUGACACUAGUUGGGGAAAGAGGGGUGAUAAUGAGUGGUGGACAGAAAGCAAGAAUUAAUCUAGCAAGAGCGCUAUAUCUAGACGCAGAUAUAUUUUUACUUGAUGAUCCAUUGAGUGCCGUUGAUGGUCCAGUUGCCAGACAUUUGUUCCAAAAGUGUAUAAUGGAAUACUUGAACGAUAAAACUUGCAUUUUAGUUACACAUCAAACACAGUUUUUGAAUUCAACAACUAAGGUUUUAAUGCUAAAUGGGGUAAGAAAAUAA